Molecule: messenger RNA, 786 nt
Organism: Naegleria gruberi
Lineage: Eukaryota; Heterolobosea; Eutetramitea; Acrasida; Naegleriidae
Exons: 1
Coding region: 1-786 (261 amino acids)
Source: RefSeq, a predicted model, not a curated record
AUGGUCAAGUACCUUAAUGCCACCUCUGUCUUGUUACUUCUUGUAUCAUUUGCUGCGUUCACAUGUGCCAUCUCGCCAUUGAAGAAUUAUCCUGCAACAUCAUCUCAUCAACAACAACAGCCAAUGCACACAUGUUGCAUGCCUCGUCAACAUACUUUCCAUUUCGAAGGAAGUAAAACCAUGUUGGAAAAUUGUAAUGGCAUGAAUUGUAAUUCUGGUUUUGGAGUUUUUCGUCAAAGACACAUGCCAGAUUUCUAUAAUCGUCGUUAUCGUUUAGAUUCCCGUAUUGAAAUAAAUGGUCAACUAGUUGUUGAUAAUACAGUUAUGGGAUUCAUGGAUCCGUAUCCUUCCAGUUUUGGUGUUGAGUAUACUUUCAAUGGUACUUCUUGCUCUUGUAGAAAGUUAACUAAACAAGGUGAAAUGUUGAUGGUCACAUGCGUAGAAUUUGAUUUUGACUUUGAAGGUGACAUUGCCAUUGGAAUUGAAACUGAAGAUCAUGUUAAAGCUCAAAAAUUUGUUAGACGAAAGCAGGUGAAUUCGAAUACUACUGAAAUUGACACCCUAAUUGUCCAACCAAUUCAAAGAAAGGCCCCUCCACUUCCAUAUCCAGAUCCAUAUCCAUGUUUUUAUGAUUGUGCUAUUAUUUCCAUGGAAGGAAAAACACAAGUUGUUGAUUCGAAUGGAGGAAUGAUAAGUGUUUCUUCAUAUAGUGGAGGAAGUUGGAAUUUCAAACCUUUUAAUACUGAUGCUGAUUAUGUUAUUCCAUCUUAUUGCCAAAAAUGUUAA